AUGGCGAAGCCUCGCAAGAACAGCGCCGCCGCCGCCAACAACAACACCGGCAGCAACGGCGCCGGAGACGUCGUCACGCCGCGCGCGAAGCCGAAGCGCACUCGGAAGAGCGUGCCCCGGGAGUCCCCCACGCAGCGCAGCUCCGUCUACCGCGGCGUCACACGGCACCGGUGGACGGGGAGGUUCGAGGCUCACCUGUGGGACAAGAACAGCUGGAACGAGUCCCAGAACAAGAAGGGCAAGCAAGUUUACCUCGGCGCGUACGACGACGAGGAGGCAGCGGCGCGGGCGUAUGACUUGGCGGCAUUGAAGUACUGGGGCCCCGACACCAUCCUCAACUUCCCGGCGUCUGCAUAUGAAGGAGAAAUGAAAGGAAUGGAGGGGCAGUCCAGGGAAGAGUAUAUUGGAUCCUUGAGGAGGAAAAGCAGUGGGUUCUCCAGAGGCGUCUCCAAAUACCGAGGUGUCGCGAGACAUCACCACAACGGGAGAUGGGAGGCGAGGAUCGGUCGCGUGUUCGGAAACAAGUAUCUCUACCUCGGGACUUACGCGACGCAGGAGGAGGCGGCGAUGGCGUACGACAUGGCGGCGAUCGAGUACCGGGGCCUCAACGCCGUCACCAACUUCGACCUCAGCCGCUACAUCAAGUGGCUCCGCCCGGGCGCCGCCGGCGGGAUGGCCGCGGCGGCGGCGCAGAACCCGCACCCGAUGCUGGGCGGCCUGGCGCAGCAGCUGCUGCUGCCGCCGGCGGACACCGCCACCGACGGCGGCGCCGCCGCGUUCCAGCACGACCACCACGGCCAGGGCGCCGAGCCGUUCCCGCUGCCGCCCAGGACGUCGCUGGGCCACACGCCCACGACGUCGGCGCUCAGCCUGCUGCUGCAGUCGCCCAAGUUCAAGGAGAUGAUCCAGCGGACGUCGGCGGCCGAGAGCGGCACCACCACCACCACGUCGUCGUCCUCGUCGCCGCGGCGGUCGCCAUCGCCAUCGCCGCCGAAGCCGCCAGUGCAGGCGGCGGCCAGGGACGCCUCGCCGCAUCAGCGCGGGUUCCCCGAGGACAUACAGACGUUCUUCGGCUGCGAGGACACCGCGGGCGUCGACGUGGAGGCCCUCUUCUUUGGCGACCUCGCCGCGUACGCGUCGCCGGCGUUCCACUUCGAGCUGGACUUGUAG
Molecule: messenger RNA, 1170 nt
Organism: Miscanthus lutarioriparius
Lineage: Eukaryota; Viridiplantae; Streptophyta; Magnoliopsida; Poales; Poaceae
Source: the annotation of a GenBank genome assembly